Molecule: messenger RNA, 401 nt
Organism: Panicum virgatum (switchgrass)
Lineage: Eukaryota; Viridiplantae; Streptophyta; Magnoliopsida; Poales; Poaceae
Exons: 2
Coding region: 25-384 (119 amino acids)
Source: RefSeq, a predicted model, not a curated record
GCCGCGCUCGAGCAGAGGGUCAAGAUGCUGAAGGAGGUGAUCCAGAAGAACCGAGAUGGUACUGAAGAGCACCAGAAGGAGUUGCAGGAGCUUCGGGUGGCGGCUCAGACUGUGGUCGAGUCCGUAGGUUCCGCCGAGGAGUUUGAUGGCAGUUUGGCUGAUCGGCUGCAGAAGGUUCCUCAGAAGUUUGCCGAGUACUUGGCUGAAGCUUCUAGGAAUUGUGUAGCGCAGGCCCUCGGUCUUGUCAAAUCAUACUGGCCUUGGGCCAAGAUAGGUGUUCUUGGCGAUGGCAUGUGUUCGACUUGUGACCAUAACCAAUUUGUCAAGUUUGUAGAGGAGGCCGAACCUGUGGCCGACCAAAUUGUAAAGUUGAUAGAUCAGUAGGAUGUACUGUAUCUUCU